This is a messenger RNA of Boleophthalmus pectinirostris (great blue-spotted mudskipper), 2345 nucleotides long. RefSeq lists its product as uncharacterized. The record is from RefSeq and is a predicted model, not a curated record. Gene Ontology annotation, biological process: DNA integration. Bases 30 to 1502 code for a protein of 490 amino acids. The transcript has 2 exons. Gene Ontology annotation, molecular function: nucleic acid binding; RNA-DNA hybrid ribonuclease activity. NCBI's taxonomy places the organism in Eukaryota, Metazoa, Chordata, Actinopteri, Gobiiformes, Gobiidae.
CCGGUUGGAUCAGAAAUGGCUUCAAACUUAUGACCGGCCUCCCAAUUAAGCAUGAACAACUGAUUAAACAACUCAUAGACGCUGUUCAACUGCCAUCAAGACUUGCCAUCAUGAAAUGCAAAGCUCACACAAAGGGAACAGACUCUAUUUCCCUGGGAAAUCAAGCGGCAGACCAAGCUGCGAAGAAAGCUGCAAAUUAUGAUGCAAGAAACAUGCUUGUCCAUGUUGAUGGAAACGUUGAGAUGCUACCCGAUGCAAAUGUAAUAGAUGCAACAUACAUAAAGGAAAUUCAAGAAGCAGCUGGAGUCUACGAACAGAGCGCCUGGAAACAACGUGGUGCUACAAAAGAUGCUACAGGAAUUUGGAGAAAUCAUGAAGGACGCAUUCUGGCUCCAACACCGUUGCUUCGAAUGCUCUUUGAAGAAUACCACACCCCAACUCAUCGAAGUUAUGAAGCCAUCUCGAAACAUAUUGAUUUAUGGUGGCAUCCUCAUUUGAAGCCGAUUAUGCAAUAUUGGAUAGACGAGUGUCACGUUUGUCAGACUAUGAACCCGAAGAAGUCUUGCAAGCCACCUCCAGGAACUUAUGCUCUCCCAAAUAAGCCUUUUGAAAGAAUCGUCAUGGAUUUCACAGACAUGGGUCCUGAGAUGAGAGUCCGAGGAUACCGUUACCUGUUGGUUAUAGUCUAUGUCAUAAGAUCUGACAAUGGGACACAUUUCACCGCCAAAAUAGUCCGUGAUGUGCUAAAGGCUCUUAACAUCACCCAGCGCUUUGGAACUGUCUAUCACGCCGCCAGCCAAGGAGUCUGUGAACGAAUGAAUGCAACUGUCAAGAGAAAACUUGCAAAGGUCUGGAAAACUACAAAACUUGAUUGGGUCACUGCCCUACCGUUCGUCCUGAUGGACAUCAGAAACAGUGUAAAUAAAACUACAUCAUAUUCUCCUCAUCUACUACUGACUGGAAGAGAAAUGCAUAAACCUGAAGGCCCAUUCACUGAAGAUGCACCAUUCAUAGACUGGGACAAACAACAUCACGCAUAUGUCCAACAGCUUCAAGAAAUAGUGAUGCAGCUGCAUAAAUGUCGACAAAGAACGCAUGACUUACAGGUCAGAGCCAAUCCAGAUAUAACCGUCUCACCAGGAUCUUGGGUGUACGUAAAGGUACACAAACGGAACAACUGGACACAGCCAUAUCAAACUGGUCCGUAUAAAGUCAUCCAGUCCACUGGGAGAUCUGUACAAGUUGAAAAGGGAACAUCUAAAGUGUGGUACCAUUUAUCGCACUGCUUCAAGUCACCAGUAGACCCAAAUGAUCGAAGUCUAACCCAAAUCCAAACUGACAUUGCCGCUACAUCUACCAUCCAGGAUGAAGAUGGGGAAAACCAACGAAAUCCGGACACUGCUGGAACCAGAGAACCUAAGAAACAACCCUGUCCACCGUCCACCACUGAGGCUCCAGAGGAGGAGGAGAAAAAGGGGAGAAAACAUAGAAGGGGAGUAUAGGCCAUGCUUUUUGAGAAAUUCUCAGUGUCUAUCUUUGAUUAUGCUAAUCUUUAUCUGUUGUAUCUGCUUUAUAGUACCUAUCCAUAGAAGCCUUGGAACUGACCUCGGACAGCCACAGCCAACAAUCAAAGAAACAACUGAGCUGGCGACCAACAAUACGGGUAAGGGUCAAGGAGCACUGAACAGAUUAAAAAGAGAAACACCAAAACUUGCGAAAUUUUGUUAUGAGGGACAAACUUGCAAUAUCCUAUUUGACGCAUGCGAAGUUUUCGACUGCAUGUUAAAUAUCCCAGCUAUAGAUCACGUAUUCAAUGUACAAGUUCUUUGCAAAGAUACUUGUCUGACAGGAAAAAAUGGUAAUUCAAUAGGGUUUGCCAGAGUUAUAGCCAGUACUGAUGAGCAACACGAAACAGAAAAUACUUUCAAAACUGAUUUACAACAGAGAAUUACUCUAACAAAAAACAGGAAAGAUGAUGCAGCUUUCCAAGCAGACUUAAAACAUUGUAGAGGGCGUAAAUCAAUUACACAACGAUGUAAUCCUUUGUUAUUAUCAAUUCAAAAUUCAAUAUUUAAUGACGCUGGUAUAUAUUCUAUAGGGUUCCUGUGUUCUAAAAUCCCUUCUGUGCCAUGUAAUAGGAAAAUAAAGUUAAAUUUCGAAGGAUACAUACAAAUAACAAUUUUAAAGACUAAUAAGCCUGCUUCAGAAAAUGAUUUAAUUUCCCUAACUGAAGCAAUAAAAAUCGAAACAGGACAAGAUUUGAAUGAAAACACGUGGUUAAAAUGGGUGCAGUAUACUGCCCAUACUGUGACUACAGAAGAUUGUAUUGUAUGUUCUGCGGCCAG